AUGCCUGGCCUUCCGUACGCGGUCCCCUCCAACUACGUGAUCCGGCUCGUCGAGACGGACGCCAUGUCGGCCAGUUUGGGCCAGCCAGCGCACCCAGUCCAGCCACACAUAUCGCAGCCCUCGCAUUUCCAGUUCCCGCGCACCUCGCUGCACCAGGCGACGCUGCAGUCGCACUUCAAAGGCCCGCACGCGCCUGGCAGCGUGUCGGCGCCGACGACGGGGACGGCGUUCGCCCCGGCCACGGACAUUCGCGAGACGCUGCGCGCGUACCACAUUGAGAUCGAGACGCCGGGCGUCACCGAGGAGAACAAGAGCGACCUGGUCAUCACGUGGAUGAGCCCACACACCCUGCUCGUCCAGGGCGUGGCCGGGAGGCCCAAGAACAUCGGCCUGAUGGAUCAGGAGGCAGGACAGAGAGUCUGGGAGGGCGAGGGCGACGGAUGGGCCACCGAGGCUGGCCACGGCAAGCCCCAAGAAGAGACUGACGGCGGUCCCUUGCAGCGCGAAAAGUCGUACGAGACCAUGGAGGCAGAGGCGUUGUCGGACUCGACGCCAACGAUCCUGCUGUCGGAGCGGCGUGUCGGUGCCUGGCGCCGCACAUUCACCCUGCCCGAGGACGUCGAGAUGAAGGCUCUCAAGGCCCGGCUCGACGGCGGCCUGCUGCGCAUCGACCUGCCCAAGCGCAGCCUGGAGGACAUGGCGGAGCUCAAGGGCGCGGGCGUGAGGAUCGAGAUUGAGUAA
Fonsecaea multimorphosa CBS 102226 is the source of this 741-nucleotide messenger RNA. RefSeq lists its product as uncharacterized. The transcript has 2 exons. NCBI's taxonomy places the organism in Eukaryota, Fungi, Ascomycota, Eurotiomycetes, Chaetothyriales, Herpotrichiellaceae. Bases 1 to 741 code for a protein of 246 amino acids. The record is from RefSeq and is a predicted model, not a curated record. Gene Ontology annotation, biological process: response to heat; response to hydrogen peroxide; response to salt stress.